Messenger RNA from Drosophila albomicans, 2220 nucleotides. RefSeq names its product major royal jelly protein 1 (gene yellow-d). The record is from RefSeq and is a predicted model, not a curated record. Bases 765 to 2138 code for a protein of 457 amino acids. NCBI's taxonomy places the organism in Eukaryota, Metazoa, Arthropoda, Insecta, Diptera, Drosophilidae. The transcript has 3 exons. Gene Ontology annotation, cellular component: extracellular region.
ACACGAAUACGAAUAAGAAUAUUAAGUUAAAAAAUAUUUUAGCACGCAUACGUAAAAAUAAAUACAAACAAAUACAAAAUUCCCAAAUUCAAGCGAAGAGACAAGUCGAGUGGAAUCGUGUUGCUUAUGCGAUUUAGCCAUAUCAUUAUCUGGCCAAGAACGAGCAGGUGAGAGAGCGAACGCAUAAAAGUCAAAUAAGAGACGACAAAGCAAGCUGCUAAUAAAUUGCGGGAAAAACAUCGUCAACAUCAGCACGCAGCAGUGUUGUUUUGUUGAGUUAAACUGAAAUUGAGGCAUCUGCCUGUCAUCCUCAGCUGAAACUUAACCUGAACCUGAUUCUGUAUCGGUUAUUGGACUGCGAUGCUUCCGAGCCCGUUUUAGUUGUUAAUUGGCAGCCAAAGAGUCGCAAACGUGACCCAAGAGUGCUUGCUUUAAAUCAAUUGUUUUGAGAAAGUAGAAUUUGAACUCAAGGUGAAUUUGUUAAUACAACUGGCCAAAUACGCGAGUAGUCCAUAACUCAAAUACAGCUAAUUAAAUGUCAACAAGCUUCAAUGAGGCACAGAGAACAGACCCAGACCCUUGAAUAAAACAAUUAUCAGUUCCGAAAAAAAAGAAGCGAAACAAAACCAAAAAUAAAUAAAAUUAAUAAUAAUAACGAAAAAGCAAAACAAACAUAAAUAAUAUUCUAUAAAAACUGUUGAUAAGCCGCGUUGACCAUUCACAACGUCCCAACCGAGCAUUGACAAUUGAGCAACCAAUUGAAGAUGAUACGACUACGCAAUACUUUGCUGCUGCUCUUGCCGCUGUUCUGGUUAUUUUUUGACCCAACUCUGGCUCAACGGCGAAGCUACACAUCAACCUUCGCAUCUCCUGCUGACACUGAUGCGCGUCGUCCGGGAUCUGGACGUCCUCCUGGUGGCCUGCGUCCGGUGCGCACUGUGGAGACGGUGAACCGUUGGCAGCAAUUGGAGUACGGCUUUGCCAAUCCGCAGGAUCGUCAGCAGGCCGAAGCCGCCGGCAAUUUGGUGCCGGAGAAUGGCACUCCCAUUGAUGUGCAGCCACAUUACUUGCCCAACGGUCAGGCACGCAUCUUCGUUACCAUUCCACGCUUUGUCACCGGUAUUCCAUACACUUUGGCCACCGUUUCCGAUGAGCAAGCGAAUAAUGGACCGCAAUUGCAGCCGUAUCCGAACUUUGCCUGGCACAAUAACAACGGCGAUGACUGCGAUCGCAUUACCUCCGCCUUCCGUGUAUCCAUCACCGAGUGCAAUCAGAUGUGGGUCAUUGAUUCGGGCAACAUUGGUGGCUCGCAGCUUUGUGCACCACAGUUGCUGCAGUUCGAUUUGAAUACGGAUACUUUGCUGCAUCGUUUCCGUUUCCCCAAUGAUACGUAUACAGCGGGAGCCUCGCUCUUCAUUGCCCCCAAUCUGUUGGUGCAAGAUCCGCCACCGCGUGGCAACUGUGCACGCACCAUGAUCUACGUGCCGGACGUCAGCUAUCACGGUCUCGUUAUCUACGAUCACAGUGCCAACGCUGCUUGGCGUGCUGAGCAUCGUUUCAUGUAUCCCGAUCCCGAUCAUGGCCUGCACACCAUUGCUGGCGAGAGCUUUAUUCUGAUGGAUGGCAUCUUUACGGUGAACAAUGAUAAGCGUAAUCUCUACUUCCAUCCGCUGGCCAGUGUCAGCGAGUAUUCUGUGCCGUUGGAUGUGCUAAACAAUCGCGCGAAUUGGGCAAACGGUGUCGAUGCCAUGGCCGAUCAGUUCAAGCUGCUGGGCAGGCGCAAGAGCGAGUGUGCCACCUCAGCCUUCGACAGUCGUAGCAAUCUGUACUGCGUCGCCUUCAAUCCCAUCAAGUUGUUCGCUUGGAAUGUCAACACACCGUAUACCACACGAAAUUUUGGCAAUUUGCCAGCCAAGGCCGAUGAGUUGCAGUUUGUCAGCGGCAUGAAAGUUGUGCGCAAUAAUGGCGGCCAGGAGGAGCUCUGGAUGCUCUCCAAUCGUUUUCAGAAAAUUGCCGCCGGCACAAUACAUGCCAACGAGGUGAAUUUCCGCAUAUUGCGUCGCCCACUUGAUGAUAUUCACAGCGGCGUAUUCUUUGCCAGCGAUGAUGAUCUGACCAAUCGUCUGAUUUUCACUUAGUUUCUAGUCUUUAUACCAUUUUAAUCGCAUUUAGUUAACCCAAUAGGAUGGAAUCAAUAAAAUACACCAUAAUAUUAACAUG